Molecule: messenger RNA, 261 nt
Organism: Mesorhabditis spiculigera
Lineage: Eukaryota; Metazoa; Nematoda; Chromadorea; Rhabditida; Rhabditidae
Source: the annotation of a GenBank genome assembly
AUGAAUCAGCUGCAGUCAUUAGUGUGUGUCAUCUGCGUACUGUUGAUCCUUCCGGCUGCUACUGACGCGCUGAUAGACUGGAAUGGGCAGCUGGCGUCGUUGCAAAGAUAUCGUGCCCUGCAGCAACGCCAAGCACUCCAGAAUCGCCCUUCAGCUCUGACCCGCUCUAGACGAGCCGAAUACAACCGCAAUUGCUUCUUCUCGCCGGUCCAGUGCAUGCUCCAAUACAACGGCCACGUGCGUCACGCUCGACUGUCGAGU